AUGGCUUCUGUUGCUACGGCGAUUCCGAUGGUUAUUGCGGGGGAGAAGUUAGUCUCCCGCCAACUUAUGCUUGUAAAAUCGCAUUCUCUCCUCCGAGGACUGAGUAUGGAUCCUAAUAGUUUCAGCAGAUGGCUCCUACUGGUGAACCACCGUGUAGCAAUGUCCAAAGAACAGUUUCAGUUACAAGGAGGAGUUAUCAAGUCGUCAUAG
Microthlaspi erraticum is the source of this 210-nucleotide messenger RNA. NCBI's taxonomy places the organism in Eukaryota, Viridiplantae, Streptophyta, Magnoliopsida, Brassicales, Brassicaceae. The record is from the annotation of a GenBank genome assembly.